This is a messenger RNA of Suillus bovinus, 1921 nucleotides long. RefSeq lists its product as uncharacterized. Gene Ontology annotation, cellular component: nucleus. The transcript is spliced from 4 exons. Bases 140 to 1513 code for a protein of 457 amino acids. Gene Ontology annotation, biological process: regulation of transcription by RNA polymerase II. The record is from RefSeq and is a predicted model, not a curated record. Gene Ontology annotation, molecular function: DNA-binding transcription factor activity, RNA polymerase II-specific; sequence-specific double-stranded DNA binding. Lineage: Eukaryota; Fungi; Basidiomycota; Agaricomycetes; Boletales; Suillaceae.
AACUUUACAAUUGUGACCUCCAAAUUUUAACCCGACUCAUUCAUUUUAUAUCGGCCCUCUCAGCUUACUGGUUGUCCAUGUGUCGUUAAAUUUCACAACUAACCAUCAGCUUUUUCAUUCUUUUAUUUUCUUUUAUUCAAUGUCCACUCCGACGACCGCUAAUAUUCCAUCAAAGUGUCAUACGUCCCCUCCGAUUCCUUCACGACGCAUUCAACACGACCCUCCUCCUCCUCAUCACGAUACGAACAGGCGUACACGAAGGACAAAUUCACAAAAUAUGACUGUCGAACAUCCUUCUUCUGCCUCCGACACUUCUUCACAAAGUGGUAUGGCAGACAACGAAACAGAACCAGAACAACAUUCAGAGCUAUCUGCUCAAACUGCACCAGCUCCUAAUAAGAAGAAACGCACACGCACUCUCACGACUCCCCACCAAUCUGCUGUCUUACACGCACUCCUCGCACAGUCCCGCUUCCCGACAACAACAAUGCGCGAGGAGGUAGGCCGUCAAAUUGGUCUCAGUGCUCGUAAAGUCCAAAUCUGGUUCCAGAAUCAGCGUCAGAAAGCCAGGCGUCCUCAGAGCGAUUCUGCACCGUUAUCUCGUCCAGCCCAUUUUGGUCCCUUCUCAAGCGCCCCACAGUCAGCUUCUUCCACCCAAACAGCUCCUGAUGUCCAUAUGUCGGAAUCAUUUCCUGAUGUUUCAGGAGCUUGUGCUUCGCGGAACCCCGUGCCUAGAUCAGGUCCAUCACUUGACCCUGGGCUCUCAGGUCCUGGCAUACCCGGAUGGCGCAAGUCACCCUACCCCACCUCCUCAGAGGAGUAUUCCCGCGUUGCACCGAGCCCCGACUCUACCUCAUCAAUACCAAACCGCAGCUCUCACGGCCUUGAGGAGUUCCCCAGCCUCACGCUACGCGAACCUCUUCCCCGCAUGCUUGCGCCACGCUCAUUUUUAAUGCACGAGGGUGCACAGUCCCCUCCUUCCUCGCGAAUGCUCCCACCAAUCCAAUUUAGUGCCUUGCAAUCACGCAUCAGUACUGACCCUUACGUGUCACCAACGUCCUCACUCCCUCCCUCUAAACCAUCUUCUACCAGCAUCAUGCACCACCACGAGCCCACACGCUACACAGAACAGCGCAUCUCCACAGUGCUAGGCAUUCCUCCCCCAUUCGCACUGCAACCCAAACCACAGUGGGAUCCGAAUAGCUUCGCACCAUUCACUCGCCCGGAGUUCGCUUCAUUUUCGAGUCCACCAAGGUCCACACAGUUCGCGUCAGGGAGCUUCUCCUCUGAAUCUCGUGAUCGUUUUGCUCCCCGCCUCUCCACAGAAUUGCCCAGCACAAGGGAAUCUCAUCCGUUCUUAGCCGAGCGCCAGUCCACCUCAUCCUCAGUUCUGCGUUCGUCAAACACUUUCCGCGAUAUGAAUGAUCCCCGAGGGCACCAUGCACGGGAUUCCUCAUCCGCAGACGGCAGCUGCAAGCGCUCAGAUGACGACGAACCCCACCGAAACCAUUGAUGGCUUCUUUCUCCACCCGUUGCAUGAUGCUGAUGCUUUUGCGCUCAUUUCGGUUCACGAUUGAAAUAUUCACGCAUUCCAUGAAGAAAAAAUGAUGAGUUUUUCUAGCAAAUUCGAUAUACCAUGCUCGUUCCUUACCAGAAACACCGUACAAAAGUACAACUUUUAAUCAUUCGUUUUUUCUUCUCCGCGCUCUCGUUCCUUUGCGUCAUUGUUAUCUGUUCGAUCGUUGCCGCACACCCUUUUUAUUCAUAUCAUCCCUCGUGUCUUAAUCGUUUAUCUCUACGGAAAUUCGUCAUACUAAUCUCAGUAUAGCCUUUAUAACCAGUGUUCUUUUACCACCUAUGUCUUUCUUUUCGAGCACUUCCCCAUCUUCACAUAACUAUCCUUGUCGCCACUAUCUUCCGC